This is a messenger RNA of Fomitopsis serialis, 2031 nucleotides long. RefSeq lists its product as uncharacterized. The transcript is spliced from 12 exons. Gene Ontology annotation, biological process: protein deubiquitination. Gene Ontology annotation, molecular function: cysteine-type deubiquitinase activity. NCBI's taxonomy places the organism in Eukaryota, Fungi, Basidiomycota, Agaricomycetes, Polyporales, Fomitopsidaceae. Bases 1 to 2031 code for a protein of 676 amino acids. The record is from RefSeq and is a predicted model, not a curated record.
AUGCAGAUAACCACACAGAAAGAACAGGACGACGUCAACAUGCUCAUGACUCUGAUGGGCGACGCGGUGUCCGUAGACGUCGCACUCAAGGUCUUGCGCAAACACAAUGGCGAUAUGGACAAGGCAGCCAGUGCCUUGCUCGAGGGUGAUCUAGGAGAAGUAGCCAGCACUAUGGACACAUCUUGGGCGGGUGGGCCAGCUGUCGGACCACGCACGCCUCCUCGUAAGUCUACCCCUGAAAAGGAUACCUCAGUCAUUGAUCUGACUGCGGAAGAUGAGGAUAAAGAGCUUUCUCGAGCACUGCAGGCAUCCCUUGAGGGUACAGGAGCGCAUUUCGGACCCAGCGAAAGGGCGCCAGAUCCCAACUGGGCCGUCGUUCCCUCUAAUGUGGCAACUUCUGGGGUAGACCCGCAGGACGAAUCCUUGAGCCGUGCGAUCGCAGCAAGCUUGGAAGAUGCGCCCAGUCUAGACCACUACGACGAGUUGCCACUAGAAGAGAGACUGCGAAGGGACAAAAGACCUGUGGCGCUCCGUCCGACGAGCUCGCCUAUGGCCUACGCAGGGUUGCUCCUCCAAUCCUUGUACUAUGUUCCGCAACUUCGACAUGCGAUUGCACGUUGGGGUCAAAUAUACUUCGAAAAACAAACCCGGACGCAAGAAGAUGCAGAAAUCUCACCCCAGGAACCCGGCCCAGAUCUGCUAGUAUGGUCCAUGAUGGAGAUAUUCGCAAAUAUGGAGAUCGCCCUUCUCAGCGAGCUCAACUCCGACCGUGUCAUACAAGCCUUCUCCCCGGAACCUUGGGGCAGUCCCAUCGAACACCCUGGUGACCCGACCUUCGCGUUCUAUAGCAGGAUCGCUCGUACAGUUGAAUCAUCUGUCCAGGACGAGCCCGACCGGCUGUUUCACUUCCGCUACGGAGUGAGUACCGAGGACCUGAGCAAAGUACCCUUCGACGGCGCGCACGACCUGUCCGUCGUCAAAGUCGAUGUGCGCGGGACGGAAGACGCCAACGACCUUGUCACUUGCUUGUCCUCGGAAUUGGGACUUACGGGGGCCGUGACUCCUGCGACGAAGCAACGUGUGAUCUUCGAGCCAUCGGAUAUCGUCGCUUUCCAGCUCGUGCGCGAUAAUAUGCUGCCCUCGUACGAGACGUCGAUCGGUGCGAGGACGGAGCGGACGACGUUCAAGUAUCCGAAGCAUGUAUAUUUGGAUCAGUACCUCGCCCAGAAUCUGGCUCUGGGGAAUAAGCUUCGGGAAAAGCAGCAAAGCCUCACGAAAGAGAUCGAGGAGUUGUCGGCGAACAAGCUGGCCCUGACUCGUCACAAGGAUAGGGAUACACUGACGGACUUGCGGUCAUCCUUGCAUUAUUACGAGAAUGUCGCUGAAGACGCAGGUGACGCGAUCCGGAAGACCACUAUACAAGACAUGGCUCUGAAGCUUCGAAAGAUCCUCACUCGCAUCGAGAACGAGUUGCAGAGUAAGGAUUACGGUCCCCUCCCGCGCCGGGUUGAAAACGAAGGCGCGAACCUGUUCAAUAUACCCGAACUACGACAACACAGGUACGAUCUCAGGGUCGUGCUAGUCCAUGAUGGCUUGUACGGCAGGAAGCACCUGUACUCCUAUGUCAAAGAAAAGGGGACGUGGUGGAAAACGCAAGACUACCUCGUCACUGAGGUGCGUCACCACUCUGGUGUUUCGGGUCAUCAACAGGUGCCCGAGGAGACGGUCCUCAACGACUGCGUGGGUCUGCACCUCGGCGCUGGCCCGUACUUCCUCGUCUACAGCCGCGCUCUGUCAGAGGAAGAGGAGAACGUGCGGGCACACUGGCUCGAGGGCGUCAAGAACAGCGUCAAGCACAACAACGAGAUAUUCCUCUCGCAACUCCCGACGCAACUGGCAUCACAAGUCCAGGAUCCCAACUCACCUCCCACUUCCCCGUAUCGCUCGCAGGCACCAUCAGAGUAUACCAUGUCUUCUGGGACGGUCGAGCCGCCUCAAUCGAGAGAGGACUUGAUGGACGUAGACAGCUAA